Molecule: messenger RNA, 4884 nt
Organism: Brienomyrus brachyistius
Lineage: Eukaryota; Metazoa; Chordata; Actinopteri; Osteoglossiformes; Mormyridae
Product: neuronal-specific septin-3
Exons: 12
Coding region: 42-3194 (1050 amino acids)
Biological process (GO): cytoskeleton-dependent cytokinesis
Cellular component (GO): septin complex; presynaptic cytoskeleton; cell division site
Molecular function (GO): molecular adaptor activity; GTPase activity; GTP binding
Source: RefSeq, a predicted model, not a curated record
AUAGGAACAACAGACAGACGCGGAACCCCAGUCACCCUACAAUGAACAGUGACAUUUUAGAACGCACAGGAACCCCUUCACCCCCAGUUCCUGCCCUCUCCAGUCCCCUUGGGUCACCUCUGUGUUUGCCUCAGCUUCUUCCGCUGUCUUCUCCUGUCAUCAAAAAGAGGCCCAUUCAGAUCACUUCCUUCGACAGCAAGGGUCUCCCAUUGCAGACGUCGAAUAAGCCGCCGUCAGUCACCGUGAGCAAAAAGCCCACUCCAUCCAUUUCCAUUGCAUCCGAACCCUUAUCAUUUAUUUCCCGUCCGUUGAUUUCAAAGCCGAGCGCGAGGCUUUCAAAACCAACUUGGGGGAUGACUAGAUCAAGGCAGACAAGCAAAUCUCCUGACCUGCCUGGUCCAGCUUCCCCUCUGGAUCGUGAUGUUGGAAGGAAAAAGAUUAAUGCACCUGUCACAUGUAAACCCAAAGCAAACUCCGGCACGGUGAUAGGUCAGAAAAGGCUGCCCUCAACGGACAGGAGCCAAGAGCCGAUAUUAAGUCUGCUUCCAUUUCAUAUGAAUCGGGGCCCUACAAAUCUUACUCACACCGAAAGGGGCCGAGGGGGGCAAAGGUCCGGGCAUCUUUACAAAUCUCCUGGCCAAAGGACAGUGAAGAACCAAACUGCUACGGCCAACUUUACCAAACCAUGGCCUAAAGAGAAUAUGCAGGGUUCCAGCAAGAUCAUCCCUAAAUAUUUAUGCCAUAAUCAAAAAUAUACAAAGGAAAUGAAUGCCUGGCAAAACAGAGCUCAGGAUUCUGGGUUAUAUGGAGCAGAGUUUGAAUUAAAGAAAAGUACUUCCAAAUCCAGCUUCGGCAUCUCACCUACCCAAAGGGAGUGCUCGAAAGAGCCAGACCCUGGCAGGUUGAAUAACAAGGACCGACACUCAUUUUUGAGGUUUCAAGGGCUCAGAACUUCAGCCAGUAAAGGACAUGAUUUAAAUCUGGCUUAUUCUCUGCUUAAUGAACAGAAAAUUGCACUGGAGUGCCCUGUUACCAGUGAAAUCCUAAAGAACGCACCACAGGAAAAGAAUAUUCCAGACAGACCUCUGCCCCCACCCCCUCAUAACUUCAAAGUCUACCUCAAUCCUCCUGUGCCUGAAUCCUUACAAGGAAAUAAUGGAAAACAGGGAUCUGAUCUAACCGCUCAUUACGACCAGCACAGACAUAUCAACAAUGCAGACAAUUCGAGAAACGUCAAGCUGCUCAAUCGCAGUGCCAAAGGCAACACACCGACUUGCACUGAUAACACAGAAUUCUGCACAGAAAGGCAGCAAUACGGGGAAAUGUGCCGAACUCGAACUCCUUGCCUUCCUCCAUCGAAGCUGGGAUCUCUUCCCACCUCCAGUAAAAUGCUUUCGCUAUCGAGAAAAAAGCCGGAAUCUUUCAAGAACCAACUGUGUCAGUUUUCUAGCCAGAGUAACAAUCUCAGGCAUGGACUUCAGUCCCCAGAUAUUGUGAAAGAAGACGAGGGUGAAAUUACUGUCUCUAGAACAGGUAAUAUGAAUGUACGUAACUAUAGUGAGAAUCAGCUAAAACAAGCAUAUCCAAUCAGCAUGUGCCCCACUGUGGUUCGUCAAGAUGAUCUCUGCGAUGUUUUACACACAGCCGCUGCUUCUGAGCUGCCUUGGAGGCAGACAUACACCGAGCUGAAUCCAAGACCUUCAAAACGUCUGACAGACCUGAGAGACUCUAACCUACAUUUAAGAUCAAUUCCUGCUGGCAUUAAAAACAGUACACAGGCAUCCCAACCAAAAACUGGCCCACAGGACUCGGGGGGAGGGAAAAGCUCAGUAAUUGAUAUGUUGUCCCCCAACAAAUUGCCAAAUCCAUCAAAUAAUCUGAAGACCGAUUUAUGCAGCUGCCUUGGGAAUGAACCAAUAAACAUCACAAAAGUGGGCCUACAGCCUGGGGUCAGACAAGAGUCUCCUUUUAUACCAUAUGCUCAGAAAGCAGGCCUCAAGAAGAAAGAAGAAUGGGAUAAUGACUGUAACACCUUUCUAAAGCGUGGACUGACCUUAUCUUCAUUGGUGCUUUUAAGCACCCGUGAAGACCCCAAGCACUCUUCUGAAUGUACCGUAACAGACAUGUCUGAAAUUGUGCCCCCAGAAGUCAGACCCAAACCUGUAGUCCCUGCUAAACCUACCGGGAUCUCCUCAGUCCAUGGCCCUCAGGGGUCGGGGGUCGGGGGUCAGGGGGCAGGUGGAGGGUCGACGCUCUUGGGAUACAUUGGGAUUGAUACCAUCAUUGAACAAAUGAGGAAGAAAACCAUGAAGACUGGCUUUGACUUCAACAUCAUGGUAGUGGGCACCAGUGGCCUGGGAAAGUCCACCUUGGUGAAUACGCUGUUCAAAUCUCAGGUCAGCAGAAGGAGCACAGGGUGGAGUCGUGACGAGAAGAUCCCCAGGACUGUGGAGAUCAAAGCCGUGUCCCAUGUCAUCGAAGAGGGUGGAGUGAAGAUGAAGUUGACAGUAAUUGACACUCCUGGAUUUGGAGACCAGAUCAACAAUGAAAACUGCUGGGAUCCCAUUGCAAAGUACAUCAAUGAGCAAUAUGAAAAAUUUCUGAAGGAGGAGGUUAAUAUUGCUCGCAAGAAGCGCAUUCCAGACACCAGAGUGCACUGCUGCCUCUACUUCAUCUCCCCUACUGGACAUUCCCUGCGGCAGCUGGACACAGAGUUCAUGAAGAAUUUGAGUCGCAUGGUGAACAUCAUCCCGGUCAUUGCCAAGUCCGACACGCUGACAGUGGAGGAGAAGAUUGAAUUCAAACAGAGGGUAAGGAAGGAACUAGAAAUAUCUGGCAUCGAGUUUUACCCCCAGAAAGAGUUUGAUGAAGACAUGGAGGACAAGAGCGACAAUGAUAAGAUCAGGGAGGCCAUGCCCUUCGCCGUGGUGGGCAGUGAUAAGGAAUACCAGGUUAAUGGCAAACGAGUCCUGGGCAGGAAGACCCCCUGGGGGGUGGUUGAAGUUGAAAAUCCAAUUCACUGUGAAUUUUCCCAAUUGCGAGACUUCUUGAUCAGGUCUCACCUGCAAGACCUCAAAGAAGUGACUCACAAUAUCCACUAUGAAACAUAUCGUGCCAAGAGGCUCAAUGAUAACGGAGGCCUUCACCCCAUCUCUACUGCCCCCCCUGGUGACACACAGGAGAGCAACUUGUGAGUGAGGGUGGCAGAGAGCAUGUAGUGCUGAGAUACAGAAACGGUGAUAGAAGUUUGUAUUGUCAUGCCAUCACUGCAUGCUUGGAGGGUCUCAUACCACUUAAAUGUUCUGUACCUAUAUUUUUACUACAAUACACAAUCUCUCCUCUCACAACCUUGCCAAAUGCACAUGAACUGACCUCUUAACCAAGGGAGACAGAUUAUAAAUCUGUGAAAAAGGGACCAUAGACGCUUCUCUACUUACGAAUGAGAUAUGCUCCGAACGGCCGUUCAUAACUUGAAAUGUUCGUAAGUCAUUAUUCAGCAUCAGUUUAUGGGUAUACUCAAGUACUAAGUACAAGGAUGCUGGGAGUACAUACGUCACGCUGCUGUGCGGCGGGAGUAGCGGCCAGAAAAAAAAACUGAUAUUGUGGACAGGAAACAGGAGCCCAACGAACACAAUUUGGACUUACAGUUCGUAUGUCAGAAAGUUCGUAAGUUGAAAGUUCGUAAGUAGAGUAGCGUCUGUACUUGGUCACAUAUUUAUAUUAACUAAAUGUAAUUUUCCUCAGUCAAUUGAAAUUUAACCUAACUCUCUUUAGUAAGCCAUGGAAAAACUAAAAAUAUAUAGAUUUUUAAGUCUUCCAUUACUUACUUCAAGCCUACUGCAGUAUAAUUAUUCCAGUAAGUUUGUGAAGUAUAUUACUAAUUUGUCAGUUAACUGAAUGCACAAAAGAAAUCUCAGAGCUUGUGUUACACUGCGCACAACAAAAGUUAAUUCAGUAAUAACAGUGUUGAAAUAAGAAAACUGCUUAUUUGUGUACAGAUCACAAUAGUAAGUACUUGAAUAAAAAUAUUCUGAUCUCUGUAUAUUUACGGGAAAUUUUGUUUAAGGUCAGCCCUGAAAGAAUUCUUUCACAAAAUAAGGUUUUUCUCCUAAGAAUUUGUACAAUCAAGUUAUAUGUAUAUAUGAGAGUGAGUGUAAAUUGUGUCUUUUGUGUCUGAGAAGUACUUCGUAUUGUAACAGGUAGUUGUAUAAUUUAUUUUGUCAAAAGUGUAAUAGUAGUUUUUUUGGACAAUGGUACAGGAUGGUAUUGAUGGUAAUACAAGUUUGGGGAAAUUGUACUUCAUAGCUAGAUUGUCUGUAUGUGUGCAUGCAAGAAUGUCAAUGAAUUGUUUCAUUUUUACUAUUAUUAUUUUGUACAUAUUAUAUAUUACCACCAACAGAUUUUUAUGAAUCAAUUUAAUGAUUUGUAAUCUUUCAUUCUUAUCAAUACAUGAUUGGUUUAUAUGAACAUUUUAAUAAUUGCAUUACCUCUGUAUCACACCAUCUAUAUAUUAUAUAUUAUUAUUAUAUCAAUAUCUUAAGGUAGAUGUAAGAUAGGAAUUUCAUGUUUUUUACCUUUUGUUUGUUACAUGUCAUACCAGAUCGAUACUGUUGUAAUUUACUGCAUUGUGAUUUCAGUGUUACAUUUUCUUUAUAUAUUGAAACAUAAUUUUUCCAUUCAUUUUCUUCCUCUUUUUAUCAACCCAAUUGUCCUAUACUUGCCAAAUACCACGUGCUAAAUGAAAACCAAGAACUACACGGAUAAAAAGUAUGUUUUGCGUGUGAAUGGUAUUGCUAUUGUUGCCAUUAAUGUUGGUAUGAUUAUGAUUUUUGUAAAUUAAAAAUAAAUCUUGCGCCUCUUUAAUGACCUAUGCUGUUUGAGAAA